Messenger RNA from Symbiodinium natans, 1287 nucleotides. Lineage: Eukaryota; Dinophyceae; Suessiales; Symbiodiniaceae. The record is from the annotation of a GenBank genome assembly.
AUGGGCGCCGGUCCGUCGUACGAGGUGGGGCCGGAGGAUGUCAUGGGCAAGAUGAUCCCCUUUUUGAUCGAUGCAGCCCGCCAGGGCGCCAAGAAGUGUGUGGUUGACGGCAAGACGUUCGCUCCCUUCGGGAUGGUUCCUCACCAAGUGACUCCCAUGAAGGUCUCCGCUUACCGCCCGAGCAGUGAUGACAUCCCGGAUAAGGUCGACCUGCGCCGAUACAUGACACAUGUGGAGGACCAGGCUCAGACCAACAGCUGCUGUGCGAACGCUGUGGCUGGUGCCUACGAGUACAUCAACAAGCGUCAGGCAAUGCAAACCGGAGACAGCAUUGCCGACAUCUCCCGGCUCUUCAUCUACUACGUGGGGCGCAAGAAGGACCAGCUGACGUUCCACGAGGAUACGUCGGUGAAGCCCAAAGACGAGGGCAUGACCUUGGGUGGAGCCAUCAGUGCCCUGGAGGUGAAAGGGGCCUGCCUUGAGAGGAACUGGCCGUUCAACGAGCGGAUCGUCAAUGACAAGCCCCACGACUUCUGUUUCAACGAGGCGGUGCGCUUUAAGGUGGCGGAGUCCAGGGAGGUGCCUGUGGACCUGGACGCCAUGCGACAGUGCCUCGCCGAGGGACAUCCCAUCGUCUUCGGCCUGAAGUUGACCUCGCAGUUCUUCAAGCCCUCCCGGGGAGGUGGCAUCACGACUCCAGACCCCUCGGACCCCAAAUCUUCUGAGCACGGCCUCCACGCGAUGCUCAACGUGGGCUACAACGACCGCCAGAAAUGCUUCAUCAUCAGGAACAGCUGGGGAACCUCUUGGGGUGAUCGCGGCUACGCCUACGUCCCUUAUGACUACAUCUGCAACUCGGACUUCAACUUCUUGGGGCAGUACUGCAUCAUUGGCCUUACGGAUUCAGACUUCACGCCCGACCCGGACGAUGGCAGGAACUACAACUUCCAGAAAGAUGCAGAUGUGGAGAGUGUUUGCGUGGAGGAGUAUGAGUCGGAAGUGGCCGAUGACGAUGUCCCCGAUGACUUCGACCCUGCCGAGGAGUUUGACCACAGAAACAACGCAGAGCAAGUCUUCAAGAUGUUCGAUCGCGACGGGAACGGCAAGAUUGACCAGCGUGAGCUCUUCACCUGCUUCCUGUUCAACGGCAUCAGAGUCUCGCCACGCGAUAUCCCCAAGAUGCUGGCGGAGCAUGAUUUGGAUGGAGUUGGUGGCCUCGACUUUGACGAGUUCUACACGCUCUUGUCCGCUCUCGAGGGGAACAUGGGUCACUUCUGCGGCAUGUGA